Molecule: messenger RNA, 904 nt
Organism: Carica papaya (papaya)
Lineage: Eukaryota; Viridiplantae; Streptophyta; Magnoliopsida; Brassicales; Caricaceae
Source: RefSeq, a predicted model, not a curated record
UCCUUCUUUCCUCAACUCACCCCGUAGCCCCACUUCGUCUCUCUAUUUUCUGCCCUCCUCCGCCUCCUCCUCCUCCUCCUCCUCCUCCUCCUCCUCCUGCUUCUUGUCUCUUCAUCUCUGCUAUUGAAACUUGAAACCUCCGUCUUUCCUAUGGCUAAUAAUAAUAAGCAUACCAUCAUACUGAUGCAGACAGCUCAGAGCAAAGCAACUAGAACAUUUAUGGACUAUGGUUCUAUAAGCCAAGCUAUGGAUGGUACAUUAUUCAUAUUUGCUAUUGUUAACUCUUUUUGUUGUCUCUGUAGAAAGUUUCCUUUUUGUUAUGACAUUUCAAAUCUCUAUAAUUUCAUCGAUGGCCUGGCGGACUUUAGUGCAUUGGUAUAUGAGCCCUCGCUACAGGCAUAUCUGCCAUAUGACAGAGAGUGGAUCAAACAUAAAACACUUCAACAUCUCAAGAAAUUGGCACAAACUGAAUAAGUGAAUGAAGUGAAUGCUGCAAAAUCCUCACAUUGUUACAUAUCCCAAUUCCAUAAUUGGAAUAUAGUGGGAACAUUUUUCUAUGUUAAGAGUUUUGUGGUAAGAGUUUUCCCCCUAUGCAAAAGUGAUAUGGUAUUCCGAUUGCUCUUGCAUUCCAUACAAAUAGGGCAGAGGUAGCUUUCUACUCUUGUUCCAAUGGAAAGGCAGAUAUUAUUGUUUGGUGGUCUGUGCUCUGUGCUUUCGUAGCAAAAUACUCAGUUUUCUAGGAAGUUUGAUCUUGUCCAAAACUAUGAAUGUAAUAUUGUUUAACUUGAUUGCUUGUUUGCCAUAUUGUAUAUGCAUUUGAUAAUCUUGGAGCAUAAAUUUUUGGAACUUGGAUCCAUUCGUAUAUGACUGCAGGAUGACAUGUAUGAGGAAAAUAUGUGUUUGU